AUGGCCGAUGGUGUCCAGCCUUCAGAACCGACAGCUCCAGAGUCAUAUGUCUAUACACCAUUCACAGAUAACUUUACGAUCCGCAUUCUCACUCUUGAGCCUGGUACGGGCAAUGACCCAUUAGUCGGUCAUCUCGGCUUUGAGAAUCUUGAUCUAAGCCCACAAUAUGAAGCCAUCUCAUAUUGCUGGGGAACAGGUGGUCGAUCCUCUGAAAUUAUAUGCGAUGGGAAACCGCUGCCAUUGACGGAGAGCAUUGAGGGUGCUCUACGCCGUAUGAGACAUGCAACAACCCAGCGACGCUUGUGGGCGGAUCAAGUCUGCAUCAAUCAGGACGAUAUUGCUGAACGAAGUCAGCAAGUCAGUCUGAUGAAUGCCAUUUACAAGGGAGCGAAGCACGUGUUGGUAUGGCUCGGAGAAGACAAGUUUAAUCGUAUAUGGAUCGUUCAGGAAAUAGGAACAGCAGCACCGGCGACUCUCUACUGGGGCGAUGCAGAGAUUGACUGGGAAAUUCUAUCGUCAGUUGCAGGCAUCUUGAAUACGACUUAUCACUUCCUACGCUCGCGGUUCGCUGUCUUCACACCUAACAUCCGAUACUUGUAUCAACGCUUCGUUGAGCCAGAGGAGGCAUACGAUGUCAACCAUAACCGCGCAGCCUUCAUAUACGAACUUCACCGCGCAAGACAUCUCUUAUCCAAAGACCCUCGAGACCAUGUCUAUGCGUUUCUUGGCCACUUCUCCAUCCACACUGGUAGUUCGAGCCUUGCAGAGUUGGUGGCAGAUUAUAGCAGAUCGAUAGAAGACAUCUAUUACGAUGUAGCAGUCAGAGAACUCUCUGGGUGCGAAUCACUUCUGCUUUUAUCUGCUUGUCAUGCUAUACCAGUUACUUACAAGAAACGAAUUAUGGAGAGGGGAGACUUACCAACUUGGGUUCCUGACUGGCGUGUUGUGCCUCUCCAUCUCAUGGGCACACCCGUCACUCCUCACAAAGCAUCAGGGGAGUAUAGGCCUCAAUUAUACAUCAACGAAGAAACGCGAGCUCUCCACAUCUACGGCGUUUGCUUGGAUCGUAUCCGUCGACCAUCGUGGAUCUUCUGGAACAACGCUUUCCACUUCCGUCGCAACAACCCUUUUCGUCUCCCUAUCGAAGCCCUAUGGCGAGAUAUCUGUGGUCGAAAUCAGCCCUUCAACCUACGACAACGCUAUCGAAAUGGCGACACAGCGUUCUUCGCCCUUGUGCAAACACUUACAAACGCAUGUAUCGGAGCAGAUCGCUCACGGCCAUAUGAGAGUAUUCCUAAGGAAGAGUGGCUCGCCAACGGCGCAGCGUAUCUAGUCCGCGCGCUGGAUAAACCUGGUGCUGUUUCACCGGAGAUACAAGAGCUUGCGCAGACGGGAGAUGGGUUCAAAUGGAGCCAUGAAGCAACGCUUGUUACACGGUAUCGAGGUUUUGCGAUAACUUUUGGGGGGUGGUUUGUUGUUGGGCCGGAUAUCAUGCAAGCAGGGGAUGUGGUUGUUGUGCUAUAUGGCGGGAGAACACCAUUCUUGUUAAGGAGAAAGGAUGAUGGGACGUGGAUACUUGUUGGGGAGUGCUAUGUGCAUGGGAUGAUGAAUGGGGAGGUUUUUGACCUUGAUGGGGUUGAAGAGGAGGAGUUUGUUAUUGUGUGA
Messenger RNA from Fusarium musae, 1665 nucleotides. RefSeq lists its product as uncharacterized. The coding region runs from base 1 to 1665 and encodes 554 amino acids. Lineage: Eukaryota; Fungi; Ascomycota; Sordariomycetes; Hypocreales; Nectriaceae. The record is from RefSeq and is a predicted model, not a curated record. The transcript has 2 exons.